AUAUUCUCGGAAACUCCGGCGAGCUUGACUUGACAAGACCAUACUUAUCUAUUCCAGACCCUGACGGAGGGUCCCAGGUGUUGAAUGGAUCCUCUUAGCAUCACCAGCGCCUCAGUCGCGCUGGCCGCCGCUGUCUACAAAUGCACGAUUGAAGUGAAAAAGAUCGUUGGCACGAUCGCCGACGCGGCCGACUCGCUCUCAGAUCUAGCCGAAGAGGCUCAAUUAAUUCAGGGAGCACUCCAGGGUGUUGAGGACGCCUUGCAGGACAAUCAAGAAGCAAUCUCGCGAUACAAGGUUGAAGAGGUUUUCUCAAUUGCAGUCAAGGGCUGUCGCGCGACUUUGGCGUGCAUCAAACAGGAGUUUGAGCUGCUUUUUAAUCGGAGUGACUGGAAAGCUCGAUUCAUGGUAUUAUGGAAGGAAGACGAUAUGAAAAAGCUGCUCGGGCGACUUGAUCGCAAACGAGAGAGUAUCUUGUUGUUGCUUCAACUUCUGAGCCUGAGCUCGGUACGAGAAGUUCAGGCGCUGGUCGCCAAGAAACAGAGUGCUUUGACAGUUGCGAAAGAGGAUAUAACGGCUCUCAUACCGACCUACUGGAGUUGCCGUGAUACGAUUCUUGACUCGCUUGACAAGGAAACAGUCGACAGCAUCUAUGCGGACUGGGAGAAUCGAGAGAGCAAGCUGAGUACAACCGAGUUUGACUUCGACUACGAACUCAUCAACACGCGGGCCUAUCGUCGAGCUCUUGCUCAAGCACAAGCCAAACGCAGCCGAGAGCUACCACGCAGAGAGCUUGACACCCCCGCCCGGGAACCUAACGCUGGGAUCAUAGAGCCAGUUGAGGACCUCAUUGACUUGACCUCUGAGCCGAGUCAACAAACUGCUUCGAUGCCAUUACAUAUGCCCCCCAAGUCGUACUCGGACCUAGCAGGUCUGCAGUUCAUGCCGAUAACUGCGGACGAAAGGUCAGCUAGCGCUGGAAGCCUCGAAACUUCUGAAACUGCCGAACCGAUAGAUAUGCGAGGGAUGACUGACCAUUUGAGAGAAUCCGACAUGUCUCCUGAGUCCAGAGAUAAGAGUCCACAAAAUCGGAUGCCUGGAAUCCGGCGGUGGCAUCAAACUACAACUAAGGAAGCAGUGACUGAAAUAAGACAAGACGAAACUCAACAUGAAGAGGCACUGACGGGUCGACUGGCACAAACGAUGUAUCGUAAUAGCAACAGUCUGUCCGCUGGACUGUCAAUAGCGCGUCAUCUACCCUCUUCCAAAUCGCACGACUCCUUAGACAUAGAGUACUUCGACGCUUUAAAAGGCCACAGUGGUCCCAGCGGUAAGCGUCGUCCUGGGGUUCGUGUACGAAUAACGCCUAGUAAGAGGAAGGGUGUUGUCACAAAACACCACCCUGAGGUUACAGAGACUAGCCCCGAUUCUCGUAUACCUUGGGAUGAGCUACUCGACGGUAGCCCUAUGGGAAGUUCCAGAGCCCCAAACAUUGGAGAUUCGAUUUUCCAAAAGGGCCCAGUCGAUAUUGAAAUUGAUCGCGGUCAUAGACGACGACGGGCGGCAAGUCCACCGCAGGCCACCAAGAUCGUGGAUGAGCUACCAAAAGUCAGAAUGAUGUCAGCCAAGAACGCGGGCGAUUCGAAAUAUGAACCCUAUGAUUCAGGAUAUAUACCCGACGAUGAUAUGAGACCUCGGAGUCGAAAUAUUGCCAGACGAUCACGCCCCAAAGCCAAACAAAGCCAGCGCAGCAAAAGCACCGAUUCCACCGAAGCCAACGCCGGGCCACCGCCAAAUAUAAACAACCCUAGGCUUCUCAAGACUGUCGAGGAUGCUAUACAAAGGCUGAUCCUACCUGAGCUCAAAGCACUGAAACGUGAGACAGCACAACGUAGGCGACCAUUCACUGGAGCAGAAGCUCGUGUUACAUCGGCUCUUGCUGAGUCAAAUGAAAAAGAGAAAGGAGGGGAAAACAAAAGGGAAGCAAGCUCUUUAUUACAUAGUUUAGAUAAGGGUGAGAGAAAUAGGAAUAGGUUCAAUAGAGAAUGGGAAAGGCGGGAAAGGAGUUGA
This is a messenger RNA of Fusarium odoratissimum NRRL 54006, 2067 nucleotides long. RefSeq lists its product as uncharacterized. The coding region runs from base 85 to 2067 and encodes 660 amino acids. The record is from RefSeq and is a predicted model, not a curated record. The transcript has 2 exons. Lineage: Eukaryota; Fungi; Ascomycota; Sordariomycetes; Hypocreales; Nectriaceae.